ACUUCAAAUGCUGUCCGUGGACGGGCGGCUCAUUGUCAGGAAGGCAGCGGCAGGGUGAGAGCGCAACUGAGCGGCCGCAGAGAGAGACAGGUAGAGGAGCCGGUUCCUCAGCCCGACACGCAGCUAACGCACCGCUGCAGUACAGGAGGGCACGCAGGCUGAGCCACGCUGAGCUGAUGAUGGAGCCAGGCGUCCUGAGUUUCAGACCAGACAGACGGAGCCCUCACAGGGAAGACCUGAGGUCUGGAUCUCACCACAGUCUUUACCUGAGCUCACCUCCACUCUACCUGCAACCCCCCAAGCUCUCCCCGACCAGAGAGGCCUACAGUGCAGCUUUCAGCCCCUUGACUCACCAUCGCCCCUUGGUCUAUGAUGGCCUCCAUUACACCCAGAGGGAAGGCUCCCAGAAACGGAAAAGAACUCCGCUCAAGAUGGAGGGUUCCACAUCCCCCGCCACUGGAGACGCGGAGGAGGAGGAGCACAGAAGCAACUCCAGGACUGUCAAUCUCUCCCACCUCCCCUUCUCCCUACCCCCUCACCCCCGUCUCCCUCCCUCCAGCAUGACCGUUCCUGGGAUGAUCGACCUGACCAGGUUCCAGAUGCACCAAAGGGCUCUAUCCAGGUAUGAGCCACAGAUGGGCCUCCCGGUGCAGGUGAAGCAGGAACCGCUCAGCCCCACGCCCACCUGGCCUCCCUCCUCACUCCUCCUCCACCAGCCUUCUCCGCCGUUCUUCCCCCCACUGCACACCAGCCUCCUCCCCUUCCCCUUCUUCAUGCCCGGGCCCGUCAUGCACCUCUCGCCCGGAGCCUUCUACCCCAGAGAGUCCCUGAGGCCGAGCCGGCGCGACCCGGACGGAGGUCCCCGGGGCGGGACGACCAGCGCCGAGAAGCUGGGCCUCAACGUCCACAUCGACGACAGCUACUACGUGGACGUCGGGGGGGACCAGAAGCGCUGGAAGUGCCGCAUGUGCGAGAAGUCGUACACAUCCAAGUACAACCUGAUCACGCACAUCCUGGGGCACAGCGGGAUUAAGCCGCACGGCUGCCACCUGUGUGGGAAGCUGUUCAAGCAGCUGAGCCACCUGCACACUCACCUGCUCACCCACCAGGGCACGCGGCCACACAAGUGCCAGGUGUGCCACAAGGCCUUCACGCAGACCAGCCACCUGAAGAGGCACAUGAUGCAGCACAGCGACGUGAAGCCGUACAGCUGUGGGGUUUGCGGGAGGGGAUUUGCCUACCCUAGUGAGCUGAGGGCCCAUGAGCUGAAGCAUGAAAAGGGCCAGGAGAAUGUGUGUGUGGAGUGUGGGCUGGACUUCCCCACUCUGGCCCAGCUGAAGAGACACCUGACGGCCCACAGAGGGCCAAGCCUUUAUAGGUGUACUGAGUGCCAGAAGACCUUCCAGUACCCUAGCCAGCUGCAGAACCACAUGAUGAAGCAUAAAGAUAUCCGGCCAUAUAUCUGCAGUGAGUGCGGCAUGGAAUUCAUCCAGUCCCACCACCUCAAGCAGCACACACUUACUCACAAGGGGGUGAAAGAGCACAAAUGUCGGAUCUGUGGUCGUGAGUUCACCCUCCUGGCCAACAUGAAGCGGCACAUUCUGAUCCAUACUAACAUCAGGGCCUACCAGUGUCACCUUUGCUUCAAGAGCUUUGUGCAGAAACAGACCCUGAAAGCCCACAUGAUUGUCCAUUCUGACAUUAAACCCUACAAAUGCAAGCUGUGUGGAAAGGAGUUUAACAGAAUGCAUAACCUAAUGGGCCAUAUGCACCUGCAUUCUGACAGUAGGCCCUUCAAAUGCCUCUACUGUCCCAGCAAAUUCACUCUGAAGGGGAACCUAACCCGCCACAUGAAGGUCAAACACGGGAUAAUGGACAGAGGCCUGGAUGGAAGAGUGUUCAGGCGACGGGGACGGUUCUGCCUUUCAACCCCUCUGGGUCUCCUCACCCGAUACAGCCAAGAGGAGCCCUUUGAUCUCUCCCAGAAGCCCCGGCGACCGCGGCCCAGCCUGCGUCUCUCCCAGUCAGAUGGGGAGAGCAUUCCGGGGAGCUCCUGCCAGGAGGACGAGGAGGAGAGCCAGUACCGGAGGAGCCAGUAUAGCCCUGAGGUUUACCAGCACCAUAGGGCUAGAGGGGUGUACCGUUCUGAGAAAGCUAGACAGAUGGAUAGACAGGACGUGGAAAUUGGUGCACAGGUGCACCAGGCCGGGGAAGGUAAAGAAGUUUAUCAGCAUGUGUCGGAGCCAGCAGAUGCAGGUGAACCGGUGGCAGGAAGACAAGCGUACGACUCAGAGCUUGGCGACAAGCUGCAUCAGCAAGAAAGGGACGACCAGGUGUAUGACGAGGUCCGUUACCCGAGGUUAGGUGAUACAGGCGAGGAUGUGUUCCCCUCAGAUUCGGAGGUGAACGAACCGUUGUAUCAGCUUGACCCCGACCAACUAGAGAUGGGAGAUCAGGUUUACCAUUCGGACCCGGGAGAGGAGAUGGUGGAUACACCUGAACCAUGUGAACGGGACUACCACUCAGACCCUGGUGUCUCAACAGAAACCACAGGGCCUGAUCAGGAUGAACAAGGGGACCUGGUUAGAUCUGGGAGCCGGGUGGAGGAGAAACAGCGAAAAAAACAUAGGCGUUAUCUGAGCAGGGAGGAAUACGGGUGUGUGAGGAGUUAUGAAGACAGUAAGAGUUCUUCUUUUACAGAGUAGUGACAGGGGGAUGAGGUUUGAGCAGGAGAGUAGUAACUCGAAGAAACUGUGAUAAAUAUGUUAUUUCAGACACAAACAGUUGUGCAUGUCAAAAUACAUCUUAAAGAAAACCUUGGGUCAAUAACAGGGGGCAAUUAUUUUGUAAAGAAAAAGCUUUAAAAAAGUUACAAAAAGUAUGUGAUAAUUUUUUUUUAUUCUUUUACUAUUUUAGUUUAAUUGGUAAAGCUUAUUUUGAGAAUCCCAAAAUAAUUUCUGUAGAUGCUGUAAAUAUUAUCUACUGACUAUCAGUAACAUUUUAACUGUCCUAACCCUUACCUUAUACUGAAUCCAAGCCCUAACUUUAACCCUUACCCUAAACCUUAUUCCAAACCGACUCUGACCCUAACCUAAGCAAGCAGUUGCUUGUCAACAGUUUUUUUUUUUUAAGUUUGUUAAUAGUAUUAUCUAGAGAACAUCUACAGAUGGAAAUUGGACUCUCAAAAUAAAGUGUAACCAUUCAAUUUAUAAUUAAUGAGCAUGGGAUUGAAUACAAUUUGAUUAGAAUAAUUUAUAUCUUUUAAUACUAGUUUUGAGUGAAUCUACUGAAAGCUUUAAAUCAGCCUGUAAAUUAUAUUGUUCUUUUCUGUGAUGUAAUGAGCAAACAAAUGUA
Molecule: messenger RNA, 3354 nt
Organism: Esox lucius (northern pike)
Lineage: Eukaryota; Metazoa; Chordata; Actinopteri; Esociformes; Esocidae
Gene: znf366
Product: zinc finger protein 366
Exons: 7
Coding region: 177-2705 (842 amino acids)
Cellular component (GO): nucleus
Source: RefSeq, a predicted model, not a curated record